Eurytemora carolleeae is the source of this 2645-nucleotide messenger RNA. RefSeq lists its product as uncharacterized. Gene Ontology annotation, cellular component: membrane. NCBI's taxonomy places the organism in Eukaryota, Metazoa, Arthropoda, Copepoda, Calanoida, Temoridae. Bases 182 to 1165 code for a protein of 327 amino acids. The record is from RefSeq and is a predicted model, not a curated record. The transcript is spliced from 7 exons.
AGAGAUAUAUAGUAAUCUCAGAGUAGAUAUAGAUCAGUUCAGGUAUAAAGAUAUAUAAUAAUCUCAGAGUAGAUAUAGAUCAGUUCAGGUAUAAAGAUAUAUAAUAAUCUCAGAGUAGAUAUAGAUCAGUUCAGGUAUAAAGAUAUAUAAUAAUCUCAGAGUAGAUAUAGAUCAGUUCAGGAUGGACCUGAGUAUGCUACUGGAGCGUGUAGAGGAUCCUGUGUAUGAUCGGGAUGAGGUUGUAAAUCUUGAACCUGGUUCUCAGAGUACACUAGAAAACAGGAUUCAAACACUCAAGGAGGGUAUGUCUGAGUUGUCCACCUUCAAAACAACGUUGUUCCAGUUAAACUUGUCAGUUCACAACCUACUGGCGGAGAUAUCAACGAGGUCCCCUAGGUUUCCCGGCCCAGCUACAACCUCCUCCCGGCUCAACCAACCAGAUCUACCUCAGGGAGGACUGCUGCAGGCUAAAGAACUUCAGGGACAAGUUGUUCAUCUCUAUACUCUGUGGGAUAAUGCACAUCAUAAGAUUGCUGGGGGGCUCUCCAGAACACAAGACUCCCUAAGAAGAUUGAGUAGUUUUGAAACUGAACUCCUGGAGCUUAGAGCAUCACUCAGCAAAGACGUAGCAAACCUCAAGAAGAGCAGACGACGACGAAGUAAACAUUCUUCCUCAGGAGAUUCUGGGAUCAGUGAUAGCUAUGAGGUUUCAGAGCAGGAUAUACCGGCCAGAGAAGAGAAAUUUAACAGAUUACGGUUGCUUGCCGUUAGCCUCGAGGAAACUUUACCUCCAGAUUGUGAAGCUCUUCAGCUCAUAACAUCAACACUACAUUCAACCCAGGUGGAGCUAAACCAGCUCAAGAGGGUGUAUAGAACACUCAGGAUAAAGAAGGGCCGGGUAGGAAGGCUGGAGGGGGUAAACGAACGAAAAGAGGCUGGGAAGGAGAAGAUGGAGGUUUGUAUCGAAGAUGGCAGAAUAAAGAAAAGUCCAAAGGUUGAUGCGUCACGGAUGAGAAGGGUUGGAAGGUUUGCUGUAAUAAUAAACCUACUUCUUCUCCUAGUCCUACUUAUAGCCUGGGUUAUGGAACCUAGGUGUUGCGAUACCUACUCAAAUCUUUCAUUUGGUCCACACCUUAGAUAUAUCAAUGGUCCACCUCCAAUAUAAUAUUGGUCCACACCUUAGAUAUAUCAAUGGUCCUCCUCCAAUAUAAUAUUGGUCCACACCUAAGAUAUAUCAAUGAUCCACCUCCAAUAUUGGUCCACACCUCAGAUAUAUCAAUGGUCCACCUCCAAUAUUGGUCCACACGUCAGUAGAUAUAUCAAUGGUCCACCUCCAAUAUUGGUCCACACGUCCUCAGAUAUGUCAAUGGUCCACCUCCAAUAAGAUUCAGAACACAUAUGUAUGGUCCAUUAAAAAAGCAUCAUUAAAGAUUAUGAUUAUUUCUACAAAAUUUAUCCCCAAAGAAGCCUAAAUUUCAUCCCACUGUAAAUAUUCCCACUAAAAUUUGCAAAUCUAAAACAUGUGUAUCUCUUCAUAUCAACAAAGAAAAACAUUAUUUAUAAAGUAUAAUCUAACUUUUUGAUUUAAAAAAUGAAAAAAUAAACUGCCUUGUGAAAGUAUUUCAGGGGUGAUUAAACCUCAAAGGAUUAAAACAAAAGUCAUUUGAAAUGCAAUUUAUUUCUAUUUAAGCUCAAAAGUCUAAAAGUGUUUCAAUGUCCAAAAAAAUAAACUAAUUUAUCGAGCGAAGGAAAUUUCGAACAUGUUAAUAUUAUUGUCAAAUGUUCUGUAUAUUUUAAAUCUAACCCCAGUGCUAAAAGUUAAAAUUUAGUAAAUUAUGAAUAUUAUAAGAAUAGUCUUCAACAUUUUUAUUUAUAACUCAAGUAGAAAAUUUAAAAUUUUAUAUUUAAAAAAACUGAAACCAAAAUGAUUUAACUGUUUUUACAGCUGUACCUGAAGUUCUGAACUGUUUCUUGUUAUUUAUAAAAAGUAAAUAUUUUCACUUUUUAAAUUACCACGUAAGGUAACUAGGAAUUUUCACAGACUUGUUAAUCAUGAAUAUCGUUUUUGAGCAAUUUUAGGAUGAGAAUUAUUUAGUGUACACUGUAAAAGUUUCUGCACUAUGUAUACAUAUGUUUACUUUCACACCUAGAAUUGAAAGCAAUGAUAUUUCUACCUAAGUUAUUGUCUGUUUGUGUUUAGUUACGUAGUAACUAUUCUUUUUACACUGGUUGCCUUAUGCAUGCCGCUAGUGAAAUGAUUUCCGUUAAAAUUUUAAAUUGUAAUGUACUGUUUAUUGUUUAGUGCUGUACAGUGUACAUAAAUAUUGUUAGCUGUACAGGGUUGAAUGAUCUAAAAUAAAUAGACACAAUUUUCUGUCAAUUGAUAUUUCAUAUAUCCUUGUACAGUAUAUGUACAUGAAUAAUGCAUAUAAGCAUGUACAUGAAUGUCUUUAUAUAUACAUAAAUAUAUACUAACUAUGUACAGCACUAUAAAGAAGCGUUAUGUUAUAAAACCGCCAGGAAUGGUUUACUGCCAAAAAAUUUGAAAUUAUAUAAAUUUUAAAGAUCCCCGAAUUUCUUUUAAACCACCCCCCCUGACAUCUGAGGUUUGUAAAGUGUAUAAAAAUAAAUACUACUUAUAUUAA